AUGAGAGUGCUGGAUACUGCACCAAUGUUGGCGAGAAGACCAGUGAUGGAGACAGUACCAAUGUUGGAGACUCGCGGGCUGGUGGUGGCAACAAUUUCAGUGUUGGAAAUAAAACACGUAGUGUUGGUGUCACUUGAAGGCUUUGAUGUGGAAGAGGUUGUGAUGGGGUUAUGGAAGGCCGGGGUGACUCUGGAGGUGCACCUCGACUACCUUCCACCACAGGAAUUACCUCAGGCAGAUUUCAGCUCUAUAAAUAUCAUGGGAAAAGAGGAUAAACAAGAAACAUUGUGGAUGAGGGUUAACUGGAGAUUCUUGUACGGUCGUGGCCCUCUGCACCGGUGCCACAUGGCCCUCCUGGUGGUGGGCCCCAUGCCAUGGGCCCUCGCUGCUGCUGUUCAGAUGAUGUCCAGAGCAGUGUUAGGAAAUACUGACACGCUUCUUCUGGCACCAGUGGGAGGGUCGGUCAAUUGUAGCCUGCUAUGUCCCCACAUACCUUUAGCUGUGCGCGUGGCAGUUCUGGAGGUGCAGCAGCGACAGCCUAGAUGGGCAAGUUAUUUACCUCUUUUGUCAAAUACAAAGAUGUGACGAAUAUUUGUAGAAUACCACUGUAAGAGGCUGACAGGAUUACCCUGGUGUGGUGGUAUUUCUUUAAAUCAUAUUAUUACAGUAACCAACAUCACUCUUAUUGUUAUCAAAAGAAGUGUUAGACCUUAUUGAAUUAACAACAAAAUUCUAUAAACAAUUUAUAUUUUUAAUAUCUAAUUAAAGUUUUCUGUUCGAA
Messenger RNA from Cherax quadricarinatus, 781 nucleotides. RefSeq lists its product as uncharacterized. NCBI's taxonomy places the organism in Eukaryota, Metazoa, Arthropoda, Malacostraca, Decapoda, Parastacidae. The record is from RefSeq and is a predicted model, not a curated record.